Molecule: messenger RNA, 2145 nt
Organism: Trichobilharzia regenti
Lineage: Eukaryota; Metazoa; Platyhelminthes; Trematoda; Strigeidida; Schistosomatidae
Source: the annotation of a GenBank genome assembly
UCUCAUCCAUGUUGGCGUGUUUGAUUCUCUCCAGGAUGAUGUGGCUUAGUAUUUUUCUUGGAGUGGACAGGCACAUAAUGCCGCGCCAGUUCUUGCAUAUGGUAUCAGAACUUAAUUCUAUGUUUCUAAGAGCACAAAUGAUGUAUCCUAGCCGGCUAAAUUAUAAAUUACAGUCUUGAAGACCAUUCCGGUGCGGGUGAGUUCUUUUAGACAUUAUUAUAUGAUGUAAUAGCGCAUUCAGGUGUUCUCAUAAAUGCAAUUCACACCACAUGUUUAUGGAAUCACUGUCUUUAAGUCUAUGAUUUGGCGAGAAGUUAUUUCCAGGUAGACAUCGUUGAUUGUGGCAAGCAGUCAUGAAGUAAUUUUUUACCCAAAGAAACAACUUUGAGGUUGUGGUGAAAAUGUUAAUAUCUAAAUGAAUUUCUCCGAAAUUUCCUCAGAUUUAUUACACUAACCUAUCCCAGAAUUUUUUAAAUUUGGUGUACAGGUGGUUGUGCGUCGGUGACACAGUGGUUAGGACUCUCGCCGACCAUGCACAUAGUCCGGGGUUCGAUCACCUGCCGACGCACACCUGAUAUCUAUGGUCGGCCUGCAAAAUUUGGGCUACCGAUAUCACAUGCUGAAAAUCCCAUACCUGUACCAAAAAAUACGGUGUUGAAUCAAGCUGUAUUCAAAAAAAAUUGUUCGUCGCAUAAUUAAUUUUAGCAACCGAGAUUUAAAAAUAUAGCGUAUCAAACUAAAUUUUAUUUCGUCUUACUGACUUCUUUCCGGCAUUUAACAUGUGGAAGAUUUUUCCGAGUUCUUGGAAAAUAUUUCACUUGUUCUGUAUAGAUAUGCAGCUGUCUGUCCUAAUAGGUAGUCCAUUUAUGUAUGCGGGAAGUUACAUUUAUUUUUUAUGGAUUUUAUUACUUGCGGUGUUAAAUCAGCAAUUUCUGUGACCGACUUUAUCUUGCCCCUUACCCUCUCUCACUAAUUUGGAAGAUAACUAACAUACCAUUAGCUUCGCUGAAACAACUGAAUUCUUUGAAUAACUUCCUGAAGUAUCACUGGUAAUCACCGAAUAUGCUUUGUAACAAGUUUAAUUCAAAAGGAAGCCAUUACGUUUCGUCGGAAUUAGCGGGGUUGUUAUAUGACAGAUUACAAAGCAUACCGACAGUGUUUGGAAUCGGUCUUUAAUAAUUAUAUUGCCAAACAGAUAAUUGUUUGAUGAGGUCUGGAAAUGUGAUUUUGUCUAUUUUACCACUUUUGUAGAUGGGGGACAGGCUUUCGAUCGACGUAUAUCGUCUUUCUUCUUAUGCCUACAGAUUAGAUACCUUUAGCAAUUGGAUUUAUGAUGGGAGGUCAAAGUGUACAGCUGAAAAAUUAGCUAGGUCGGGAUUUUAUCGACUGCACUCAGACCAAAAUUCAACUCAGUGUUUUGUAUGCCUAAAGGAGUUAGAAGGAUGGGAACCUGAUGAUGAUCCAGAUAAAGAACAUGGAACUCAUUCACCGAAAUGUCCAUUUCUUUCGUCUAAACAAUAUGAAGAGAUGACAGUAGAAGAAGGCUUAAAAAUGGAUGUUGAAAGAUAUUGUAUGUAUUUGAAUAAUUUGAUUGCAGAACACGGUGAUAUUUAUGUACUUAAAAAAACAUUUCAAAAGUUUAGUGAAGCUCUCCUCUCUAGAAUUCCAAAACGACGAGGUAAAAGGACAACAAUGUUGAGUAAUGCAGACUCAUGUGUGUCAGAUAUGAGUCUUAGAUCUACUAGAUCAACUAGAAGCAGAUGCAAAAAAACAUAAAUGUAUUAUUAGGCUGUUUUUUAACACCUUAAUGUGUAACAGUUUCUUACGUGCUUCCUGUUGUGUAUGUGUACAUAUACUACAUCUUGCGUUAUGCAUAAUGUUGAUUAAAACGAUUUGGCUUUUCUUCUGACUUUUUCAGUUUUCAAAUUACCCCCCUGAGAGCUACUGUGAAUGGCUAAAGUUGUUGUUUUGUUGCGAUAAGGCUUUAUUAAUGUGAUUGAGACUUCUACUUUGAUAAUUGGGUUCUAUAGAAGGUAUUAUUUUUUCAUUGAAACAUUCAUUCAGACAUUUGGAAAAAACAAAAAAAAAAAAUUCAGCGCAGAAUAUACUCUUCGAUAAUCUAUAUAUCUAUGUCUAUAUCUAUCU